AUGAACCCAGGUUCCGCCCCCGCAGGCGGACUUGCAAACCAACCACCAGGCACUGCUCCGCUUGUGAAGCGCAAGAAACCUCGAUCUGAUCCCUUCUUCAAGGCUACCAGAAAACCUCUCCCGCCGGGUAGACCUCAAGUAAAUGGGCAUCCUACGCCUCCGGUCAACGGGCAUCCGCCGCUCAAACCCCCCGUUUUAAGAACAUCCACUCCCAAUCCACCGCGCGCUGCUUCUCCAUCCAAACCCCCCAUUCCAGAGCACGAGCGUGUUAGUGGUUUCAGUGACCCGCGACUCACGGCUGAAGGGAUCCCCUACAAAGACUACAAGCUUGUCACAACGAAGAAAGAUAUCCUCAAUGGCCUACGCUAUCAUAUCCUCCAGUUGGCCAGUGACAAGGCCAUCGAUAUUCGCAACGAGUCCGAAUUCACCAAACCAGCGCGGUUGCAUAGACGCGACCCUCGAGCUCCUCCUCCCGGCCAGCAGCAGAAAGAAGAAGAACAGCAAGAGCCCAAAGAUGGCCUCAAUGCGGCUGAGCGAGAAGAGCUGAACAAGAGAAAAGAGGCUCGACAGAAAGAGCGUGAAGCUAAUCUGGCUCAGAUAGCUCCCUCGCAGAAUGCAGGCAAAAAGAUGAAUGCGUUCAAAAAGAAAACUCAGCAGGUGUUCAGGCCCGACUUCUCGGCCGAAGAAAGACGCCGCAUCCAGACCAAUUAUGAAGAAAAGCUUCCAUGGCACUUGGAAGACUUUGAUAAUAAACAUUGCUUGAUUGGACACCAUCAAAUUGGAUCAAUGGGCUCCCAUGCCGCUUUCAUCUUCGAGCCUGCGGUGGAUACGUCGACGGGAAAAUUCCGACUCAUUCCCAUCGAAAAGGUGUACCAGUUCAAGCCCAAACGAGAAAUCGCCCCGCAAAUGUCGAUUGAAGAAGUUGAAGCUGCGAUGAAGAAACGAGGCACCGAUCCUGAAUGGCUGAUUCGCCAACGAGAAGCCCGUAUCGCUGAAGCUUCGAGGGAGAUAGCAGCAAGACAAAGCAAAGGCCUCUUCUCCGGCGCUCAAACAUCAACCAUUGCAGGCAGAACUGGUGAAGAAGCAGAUCUGGAUUACGAAGAUGAUUUCGCCGAUGAUGAGGAAGGUGAUCUCUUCGCAGACAAAGACGAGGACGAAAAGUUUGCCGAGAAGCGAAUUAAGGAGGAUCAACUGCAAGCCAAUUUCCUCGAUUUCAAAGACCUCAAAGAGUAUGAUGAGGCAGAAGCGCGAGAAAAGCGGGAGGCAGAGGCGCGAAAGAAGAAUUUCCGAGACCUCCGAAAGGCUCUUGAACGGAGAGAGCGGAAUUACAACCAUGGGAGUGACUCUGAAUAUGAAUCAUCGACUGACUCAGAAGAAGAACGUGAGCGUCUCGAGCGCGAACGUCUUGCCAACAUCAAGAGAGAAGAAGAAACCGAAGGCAAGAAAUCCGCCGUGUCUUCCUCCGGGACAAACACGCCGUCUGGCCGCAAAGGCAAAAGAGGAGGCACGCCCAGCGAUCGAGAAGGCGGCGUGAAGAAAUCAUCCUCUGCGCGCUCUCUCAAACGACCCGGGUCACCGAACCUGUCCGAAGCUUCGGGCACUGACGCGUCAACGCGGAAGAAGAAAUUGAAAUCCAAACAUAUCUCAUCAUCACAACCCACCCCAGGUCAUUCACGAGCCAUGUCCCCGGCAAACGUGCCCUCAGGCUCCUCAGCUCCACAGACGCUCGACCCAUCGGCGGUGUUGAAACCACGUAAACGUGGUGCUGCAGGCUCUGCCGGUUCCGACACAGAUCCGAUGGUCAGCGAUCGCGACGGAGGUGCCAUGUCAGAUGGCAGCCGGGCGAGACGACUCAAGUUGAAGAUGUCUGCCUCGCCGCCAGCGACAGGAACUGGGACACCUCAGCCAUCGUCGCGCGCGGGCUCGCCUGCUCCUCGCUCUGCGCCUUCGCCCGGUGCUGGUAGCCCUCAGGUCUUCCCCACGCACCAGGAUAUCAAGAACGCAAUACCGCCGCAAGGGAUCACGAUCAAGGACUUGAUGAAGGUUGUUGCACAUCCAAAGGAGCGCCGUGCAGAUUUUGUGGCGCUCGUCAAAGAAGUUGCCAGGAUGGACAAGGAGAGGGCUGUUUUGGUGUUGAAAUGA
Messenger RNA from Rhinocladiella mackenziei CBS 650.93, 2142 nucleotides. RefSeq lists its product as uncharacterized. The transcript has 2 exons. Gene Ontology annotation, cellular component: transcription factor TFIIF complex; nucleus. Gene Ontology annotation, molecular function: DNA binding; TFIIF-class transcription factor complex binding; RNA polymerase II general transcription initiation factor activity. Bases 1 to 2142 code for a protein of 713 amino acids. Gene Ontology annotation, biological process: transcription initiation at RNA polymerase II promoter; positive regulation of transcription elongation by RNA polymerase II. The record is from RefSeq and is a predicted model, not a curated record. Lineage: Eukaryota; Fungi; Ascomycota; Eurotiomycetes; Chaetothyriales; Herpotrichiellaceae.